This is a messenger RNA of Drosophila nasuta, 2095 nucleotides long. RefSeq names its product Gustatory receptor 28b (gene Gr28b). Bases 517 to 1893 code for a protein of 458 amino acids. The record is from RefSeq and is a predicted model, not a curated record. Lineage: Eukaryota; Metazoa; Arthropoda; Insecta; Diptera; Drosophilidae. Gene Ontology annotation, cellular component: dendrite; neuronal cell body; axon. The transcript is spliced from 3 exons. Gene Ontology annotation, biological process: male courtship behavior; sensory perception of taste; chemosensory behavior.
UCGUAUUCUGUCGUUGAACUGUCAUUCAUUGAGAAAGUACGAAACGCUUCGGGUAAAUCGCAUGGCUAAUUACGAGUCCUGCGGUAAGUGGGUCCCCAAGGAGGGAGAGUUAGCAUUUACCUGUAAAUGGGCAUUAAUUAAAAUGCAACAGUUUAAGCUAAUAGGAAAUACUUGACAUACGUUUCGUUAACCGUUCGCCGUUUGACAAUCUACAAAGUGGUUGCCAAGCGGCAUAAAAUGCUAGAAUUAUUUGCUUAAAGCCACAGCCAAAGUCAACUAUGUACAACGGGCAACGACAACAACAACAACAACGACAACGACAAUGAAAUGAAUGAAAUGUGUUUGCCCCACCUCAUUAGGCUGGCGUCGAAGCCGCAGCGGCGUCCAGAGCGUUUUCUGUGCGUUGUCUGUUGUCUGCGUGGGCAACAUGCAAAUUGUUGUCGCUUUUCGUGUUCAGUUGCCGCGCAAACCUUUAGCUGAGCAGACGACGGACUUGCGAUUAACGAGACCCAAAGGAUGGACGUUGAGAAGGAUACUGAUGUGGAAAUCGAGCUGAACCAUCCGUUGCGGCGUCGAUUGCGUCGUUUGCUGUCCGCCAAACAGCUGUACGAAUGCCUCCGUCCGCUCUUCCAUGUGACCUAUUUGCAUGGAUUGACUUCGUUCUACAUCAGCCACAAUGAUGAGACUGGUCAACGGGAUAUCAAGAAGUCCUGGUUCGGCUAUGUUAAUGGCAUACUCCAUAUCGGUAUCUAUAGCGUCUGCUAUAUUCUCACGAUAUGCAACAGUUGUGAGUCCGUUGCCAGCUACUUCUUCCGUUCGAGGAUUACGUACUUCGGCGACAUGAUGCAGAUUGUCAGUGGCCUCAUUGGCGUCACUGUCAUCUAUCUAACGGCCAUCAUACCGAAGCAUCGGCUGGAACAGUGCCUGCAAAAGUUUUACACCAUGGACAUGCAACUGCACAGUGUUGGCAUCAAGAUAAUGUACAGCAAAGUGCUACGUUUCAGCUAUGCUGUCAUGAUCUCCAUGUUUGUGGUGAACUUUGCCUUUUCCUGGGGCACUUUCGCUGUCCUCUAUUCGUCGCAAGUGUCGCCUACUUUGGCUUUGCAUUUCACGUUCAUUAUCCAGCAUACGGUCAUCGCGAUUGCCGUCACCAUGUUCUCCUGCUUCACAUAUCUCGUCGAAAUGCGGCUUGUGAUGGUCAACAAGGUGCUGAAGAACCUCGCCCAUCAGUGGGACACUCGCAGCCUUAAGGCUGUCCAGAAGCAGCGUUCUCUGCAGUGCCUCGACUCAUUUUCCAUGUACACCAUUGUGACAAAGGAUCCCGCUGAAAUCAUACAGGAGUCCAUGGAGAUACAUCAUCUGAUUUGCGAGGCAGCUGCAACGGCCAACAAAUACUUUACGUACCAACUGCUCACAAUCAUUUCGAUUGCCUUUCUCAUCAUUGUCUUUGAUGCGUAUUAUGUGCUGGAAACAUUGCUGGGCAAAUCGAAGCGAGAAAGCAAAUUCAAGACUGUUGAAUUUGUGACAUUCUUUUCAUGUCAAAUGAUACUGUAUUUGAUAGCCAUAAUUUCCAUCGUUGAGGGCAGCAAUCGGGCCAUUAAGAAGAGCGAGAAAACUGGUGGCAUUGUGCAUUCGCUGCUCAACAAAACAAAGAGCGUCGAGGUGCGGGAAAAGUUGCAGCAAUUCUCAAUGCAAUUGAUGCAUCUAAAGAUCAACUUCACGGCCGCAGGACUCUUCAACAUCGAUCGUACGCUCUAUUUUACUAUAAGCGGAGCCUUAACAACUUAUCUCAUCAUUCUGCUGCAAUUCACAUCGAAUUCGCCGAACAAUGAUAAUGGCAAUGGCUACGAAUGCUGUGAGGCAUUGCACAAUAUGACCAACCAUACGCUCUAGUCGAUUAUGAAGUACUUCAUAGACGUCUGCAAGUGCUACUAAGUAACGUCAUGUGGUGUGCAGCAAAUAAUAUUAAGUGGUUUCCCUAGCAGUUGCUGUUACUGUUGCUUUUGCUUUUGCAUUCAUUAUAUUCUUGUAUGUAUGUUUAUAGAUUAAUUAUUAGCAAUAAACCGAUUAUCAUCGCAGAAAAUUAAUUAGUUAA